Aspergillus alliaceus is the source of this 702-nucleotide messenger RNA. RefSeq names its product VOC family protein. The transcript has a single exon. NCBI's taxonomy places the organism in Eukaryota, Fungi, Ascomycota, Eurotiomycetes, Eurotiales, Aspergillaceae. The record is from RefSeq and is a predicted model, not a curated record. Bases 1 to 702 code for a protein of 233 amino acids.
AUGAAUUUACCAAGUCUCUUUCGCUACUCUCUCGCAGCCCUAUCACUCCAGAGUGUCAGUGCCUGCAAUCCGCCUGAUUCAACCACCAAUGACCCCAAUAGCCCCUUCGUGAUCGGCAAUGAUGGCCCAGCACCAGCAGCCACCAUAGGCUACGCCAUCACCCACGUCGGGCUUCUCACCACGAACCUCGACGCCAUGAAACACUUCUACGGCGACAUACUCGGCAUGCGUCACUUGUUCGACGCCCACGUCACACCCGAGUACACCGUAACCUACAUGGGGUAUGCGCAAGGUGGACGCAACGGCACAGGCUUCCAGACUGGGGAAGAGCUCUUCCGGAACAAGAAUAAUCUUUACGGAUUGAUCGAAUUUGUGCAGUUCAAUGUGUCGGACGAUCACCUCGUCGCAUCCACCAAACGGACCAAUACCUUCGGGCAUAUCGGGCUGAUUGUCCCGGAUGUCCAGAAGGCACAGGAACAUUUGGAAAGCAAAGGUGUUACGAUUCUGAAACGGGUUGGCGAACGCGUAACUGGGUUUACGGGACCAGUGCCAAAUGCGUUUGGAAUUGGGGAAUUUGCGGGUGCGCAUCUUGCGGCUAAACAGGCGCUUGUCGAGGCCCAGGGCCUUAUUGGACUUGAGUACUUUUUGAUGAUCGAGGACCCGGACGGGAAUUUGGUUGAGAUUCAACAGCAGGAUGCCUAA